Monomorium pharaonis (pharaoh ant) is the source of this 1230-nucleotide messenger RNA. Its product is annotated as solute carrier family 66 member 3. The record is from RefSeq and is a predicted model, not a curated record. The coding region runs from base 453 to 1079 and encodes 208 amino acids. The transcript has 7 exons. Lineage: Eukaryota; Metazoa; Arthropoda; Insecta; Hymenoptera; Formicidae.
UUAUGUUCGUACUGUGUGCGGGACACACCAAACGUGUGUUCUGGUUCGAUGCUGUGCCUGGACAACACGAGAGAGAUCAUUCGCGAAAUGAAACUUCGAAAUUGCAACGCGCCAAGUUUCGAUGAUGUGUGCCACGUAUCGUGCCCCCACUUUAACUCGUAUAAAUUCGGCGCUAACGGGAUCAGCUGAUCACUUGACGGUGUCCGCAACGCCUGCGGCCAAGUACUGACGUAUCGUUGCAUCGGUGUGUAGGAAGUGCGAACGAUUCUUGUCUAGUGAGGUGACGAAUGUACGACUGUCUCGGAUUCUCGUACACGCGUUUCAUAUACGAAACGUGAUUGGAAAAGCGCGAGAUGAAUGCCAAUUACAUUACGGUUAUUGACUCGCUUGUAAGAGAUUAGAGAUAAGAUAAAAUUAUGAUCUACCGAUAGGCGGACCAAAAAAAAAACGAGAUGACACAGCUGCAACAAUUUGCGGAUUUGUUAAGCUUGAUAACAAUAGGCAUGUGCUUCGUACUGAAGAUUCCACAGAUAUUAAAAUUAGUUUCUGUAAAAUCAGCCGAUGAAAUAUCGAUGCUAGGAUUAUUUUUAGAAUUGACAAGUUACACUGUGAUGACUAGUUACAAUUAUACAAAUGGAUACUCAUUACUGUCCUAUUUGGAGUAUCCAAUAAUAUUAGCGCAGGAAUAUAUACUGAUUUUUCUUGUGCUGAAAUAUUUAAGCAGGAUCAAUAUGUGGUCCUUUUUAGGUGCUGUAAUUUACUUUGCAGUGAGCAGCUGUCUGCUGCUGGGAAUUGUUCCAAAAAUUGUACUUACACUUUUAGCGCCAAUGUGCACUCCAAUCUCAGCUUCCAGCAAAAUUGUUCAAUUGUUAGCUAUACUUCGAGCUAAGAACGCAGAAUCAGUAUCGCCUCUCACUUGGUUUAUAUCUGCCUUCACUAAUUUGACGAGAGUCUUCACGAUAUGGAUGGACUCUGCCGAUAUAUUGCUGCUGGGGAACUUUAUCAUCUCGGUCCUGCUGAGUUCCAGCAUCAUGUUCUCCGCCCUUUAUUAUCGAAAUCGUGCAUUAAAGCAGGAUUAAAUGAAAGACAUAGCAGAAAUGAAUAAGAAAACUUUACAUCUAAUUGCAAACGUAUGCAAUUAAAUUGCCAACUUGUGCUGUAUAUUUCUUGAGAGCGUAAUCACAUAAGGUAUACUAAAUUUUAUUUCUGCUAAUAAAAUUAUAGAAAUUA